AUGAAUGUAUUACACAUUUGUGUCGAACAGAGUGGACCGUCAUCGUCGAAGAACCAAAACGAUGAAAACAAGAAUAAAAGGUACUUGGAAAUUUGUAAAGCUCUACUUUUGGACUACCCAUCGAAAAAAUUACUGGACGAUGACAAUGUAAAGCAGUUGCUUCAAGCAUGUGACAAUGAAAAAAAUACGCCACUUCAUCUUGCUGUCAAGGCGAAUAAUACAGAAAUUUUCAAAUGUUUACUAGAAAGUUGCAGAAAUAUGAAGAAUACUAAUCCAGACGAAGAGAAAAAAAAGGCUACGUAUGGAAUAACCGAACCACGUAAUCGAAGCGGACGAACACCAUUACUUGAAUGUGCAAAACAUAAUUGUACAUCAUUUAUCGAAGAAAUAUUGUCAACAAAGGAUAAUUCGAGAAAAUGGAAAACAGUGCUUGAUCAUCAACUUAGUGAUCAAGAUCGAAUGACAUGCUUGCAUUUGGCAUGUAGUCAAGAAGUUGUGAUCUAUCUACUUGAUUAUACCGAUGCUGAUCCAACAAUAAGAACAGCCAAAGGCUACAAUUGUCUUGAUAUUGCCAUUGCAAAACAUUAUCCUAACAUUGUCAAACGUUUAUUGGAAUAUUCUGAAUGGCGUACUCUAAUGGAAAGUGCACAAUAUGAAGGCAGCGAUGUACCGAUUACACCUAUGCGACGAUUGAUCAUAUCCAUGCCGGAUAUUGCCUAUGAACUCAUUGACAAACGUUUUACAACGAGUAUCGGUGAUGAAGGUCAACCCAAGCAUUUGAUUAAGUAUGAUUACACAUUUAUUGAUGAUCAUUACAAUAUUUGUGAUUGGCAUCCAGGCGAACUACUUAUAAUCCAAAGAGUAUUAAAUACAAUCAUUUCAGCAUUAAAAUGA
Messenger RNA from Didymodactylos carnosus, 894 nucleotides. NCBI's taxonomy places the organism in Eukaryota, Metazoa, Rotifera, Eurotatoria, Philodinida, Philodinidae. The record is from the annotation of a GenBank genome assembly.